Molecule: messenger RNA, 1281 nt
Organism: Ilyonectria robusta
Lineage: Eukaryota; Fungi; Ascomycota; Sordariomycetes; Hypocreales; Nectriaceae
Product: chaperonin 10-like protein
Exons: 2
Coding region: 1-1020 (339 amino acids)
Molecular function (GO): oxidoreductase activity, acting on NAD(P)H
Source: RefSeq, a predicted model, not a curated record
AUGGCCAAUACGAUGCUGCAAUACCAGGCAACGCAAAAGGGCGGUCCCUUUGCGCUUGCAACGGUGCCCAAGCCCACACCCGAGCCUACCGAUGUAUGCAUUCGUAUCAAAGCCGUGGCACUCAACCCCCUGGACUGGAAGAUGAUGUCCCGCGGGGAGAUGGUACAGAACUGGCCUGCAACCUUCGGUCUCGACGCCUCCGGUGUAGUCGAGGAAGUGGGCGAUCUCGUCACAGCCUUCCAGCCAGGUGACGAAGUCUUCGCCCUUUGUGGUAUUGGUGGCAAGACGGCCGGCUUCCAAGAGGUCGUCACGGUGCCCCAGCACUUUGUUGCCAAGAAACCCCAGGCAUGUGCCUUUGAGGAUGUUGCAGCACUCCCUAUCUGCUACCUGACUGCUGCGUCUGCCAUUCUCUUUGGCCUCCACGUUCCGAUCCCUCACAUCUCGCCGACUGCACCGGGUGAGCCCGCACCCACCCCACGCAGCCUGCUUGUUCUCGGCGGGGCCUCUGCCGUCGGAGGCGCAGCCAUCCAGAUGCUACGAUCUGCCCUGCCCGAAGCCACGAUCUUGGUAACUGCCUCGCUCAAGCAUGAAAAAAGACUCAAGUGGCUUGGUGCCUCGAAAGUUGUUGAUCGAAAUUCCUCCUCGAUCGUAUCUGAUGUCACUUCAACAGUGCCUGGAGGUGUUGACGCCAUUUUGGACUGCGUUACGGCCGCUGCAACACAUCCCGAAGUCUUCGGGGCACUUCGUCGCGAUGGACCUCGGAUGUACUCGCAGGUAUUCACGGGUCAGUCAGUCAUGGUCCCUGAUGGAGUCCAAUCAGCUGUCGUCUUUGGGAGACAGGUCUUUGAGGCUCCUGGAGGCCUGAGUGCCAUGGCGGCCCUUGGAAAACUUAUCGAUGAGAAGAAAUACAAGUUCCCGGUACCUACCACGAUCGUCGGAAAGGGCUGGGAUGCGAUCGAGACAGGAUUGCAGCAGUUUGAGAUGGGUGUCAGCGGGCAGAAGCUCAUUGUUGUGAUCUAGCUCUCCAAUCCGGCUGUUUACUCCAGUCCCCAGGGGACUGGGCAGGGCACGACCGGUUACACAGCUUUCGCUGACAGCAUUCAGUCGACUCGUCGUAUUGCAGUUUUAUGCAACUGGUAGCGUGCCUCAAUAUUCAUGGGAGCAUUAAACACUGUCCGUGUUCGCUUAGAAGAACUACGCAUGGAUUAUUACAGACAUCAUGACUCUCGCUGUCAACGAUCAAAAGUAACGGGGGGGAUGAACUUAAAAGUCUACUUUAGC